This is a messenger RNA of Arabis nemorensis, 1116 nucleotides long. The record is from the annotation of a GenBank genome assembly. Lineage: Eukaryota; Viridiplantae; Streptophyta; Magnoliopsida; Brassicales; Brassicaceae.
AUGGCGGAGAAUAAGGUAAAUCUGUCGAUUAAUGGACAAUCAAAAGUGCCUCCAGGUUUCAGAUUCCAUCCCACCGAAGAAGAACUACUCCAUUACUAUUUGCGUAAAAAAGUUAACUCUCAAAGGAUCGAUCUUGAUGUCAUUCGUGAAGUCGAUCUCAACAAGCUUGAGCCUUGGGAUAUUCAAGAGGAAUGUAGAAUCGGUUCGACACCGCAAAAUGAUUGGUACUUCUUCAGCCACAAGGACAAGAAGUAUCCCACUGGAACCAGGACAAACCGGGCAACAGUUGCCGGAUUCUGGAAAGCUACCGGACGUGACAAGAUAAUUUACAGUUGUGUUCGGAGGAUCGGUCUGAGAAAGACACUCGUGUUCUACAAAGGAAGAGCUCCUCACGGUCAGAAAUCCGAUUGGAUCAUGCAUGAGUAUCGCCUUGACGAUACUCCAGCAACUAAUGGUUCUUCGGAUGUUGUUAGUGAAGAUCCAAUGAGCUAUAACGAAGAAGGUUGGGUGGUAUGUCGAGUGUUCAGGAAGAAGAACUAUCAAAAGAUCGACGAUUGUCCUAAAAUCACUCUAUCUUCUUCACCUCAAGACACGGAGGAAGACAGGAAGACCACUUUUCACAACACUCAAAACGACACCGUUAUAGAUCAUAUUAUUCUCAACAUGGACCGUACUAGUUUUAAUAUUUGCAAGCCCGAAAGCCAAACAUUAACAAUGAUCAGCACUCAACAUCAAGACGAUCUCUUAUUCAUGCAACUCCCACGUCUAGAAGAGAUACCACCCAAGUCCGAGAACCCGAUCAGCCAAACGUUAAUGACUCCAACUCGGCUCGAUAUCUCUCCGGUUCAAGAGAAGGGAACAGGCAUACCGGUUUGCAAUAACUGGGCUAGCCUUGACCGUCUAGUGGCGUGGCAAUUGAACAAUGGUCAUCAUAGAAUGGUUGACACGUGUGAUCGUCCGAGUAUUGAUGAAGAAGAAGAAAAUUGUGAUACAAUGAUGCAGCUAUGGGAACGUGAUAAUUGGAAUCAUGAUGGUAAUGUCGACCUUUGGAGUAGUUUCACUGCGUCUACAUCGUCUCCUUCGUCUCUAGACCCUAUUGUUCAUUUAUCAGUAUGA